UUCAACUCCUAAAAAAUGAUUUGCAUUCAGGAGGAGAAAGGAACUUUCUAGCGUGUGCUCUAAAUGAAAUAGUGCGGCUGAGAGCGCAUGCGUGAGAAGACGACUCUGGAAGAAAGACAGGAAGACAAUCAGGGGUGAUAACAACAAAAAGUUUGAGCGAAGACGCCGUUUCGUGACUGAAAAUGAAGCUGGAGGAGGAGUGGUGAACUCUUGAUGGGGGGUUCUUAUCUGAAGUUUAUCACCGCGGGCUAAGGAUCAACUGAAGGUCUGGACCAAAGAGCAAUCAAACCUGCAUUCAUAUCAGAUGGAGGUGGAUGGAGCAGACAAGCGCCAUCGCACACGCUCGAAAGUGCCCUUGGAACCAGCAAUACAAGAGCUGUUCAGCUGCCCAGCACCUCUUUGUGAUGGGAGUGGGCACAUCAGUGGAAAAUAUGCAAGACAUCAAAGUGUGUAUGGCUGCCCUGUGGCCAAGAAGAGGAGAACACAGGACAGACUGCCCCUAGAGCCCAUGGCCAAGAGGAAGGCCUUUCACACACAUGCAGAGCAGCAGCCCAUGGACGACUGCUACCACACAGAGAUGGUCGAGGAGAGAAUCGAGGAAGAAGAAGAAGAAGAGGAUGAAGCAGGAGAAGAGGAGGUGGAGGAACAGGAAGAGGAGGACGAAGACAGAGAAGUCGAAGGAGAGGAGGACGUGGAAGAAGAGUACACGGACAAUGAGGAACAAGUGGAGCAGGACGAAGGAGAUGUAGAGAAUGGGGAGGAGGAAGAAAUGGAGCAGGAAGAAGAGGAUAUGGUAGAAGAAGAGGAGGGGGAGGAAGUAGAGGAGGAGGGGGAGGAAGAUGAGGAUGAGGAUGAACAGGAAGAGGAGGAGGAAGAGGAGGAGGAGGAGGAGCAGCAGCACAAUCAGGAUCAAGCUGGCAAUCAGGUAAAUGGGAUCUACACCAAACCCAGCCCAAUGGUGGAGAAAGACGACAACAACAAUGAUGAAUAUGACAACUAUGACGAGCUGGUGGCUAAGUCUCUGCUCAACCUGGGCAAGAUAGCUGAGGAUGCAGCCUACCGGGCCAUGACGGAGUCUGAGAUGAACAGCAACUCCUCCCAUAGUGCUGAGGAGGAAGAGGAGGAGGAAGAAGAGGAGGAAGAGGAGGAGGAGGAAGAGGAUGAUGAAGAAGACGAGGAAGAAGAAGAGGAAGAUGAGUGUGACAAUGGCUCUAAGAAGGGUGAGCUGAGCCUUGACGUGAACAGUGAUGUAGUAAAGGAGACUGUGGACUCUCUGAAACUGCUGGCCCAGGGUCAUGGAGCUGUGCUCUCUGACAACCUUGAAGAAAGGACAUAUCAGGAAGAUGGAGUGAAAAACGAGGACUGCAGCAGCAUGAAUGGCUUUAUUGGUUAUGGGUGUAAUGGUAAUAGUAGCAGUUGUGCACAAAACAAGCCCACUAGCAAUGGGCAGAUGAUUGAGGAAAGCGACGAGGAGGUAUGCCUGAGCAGUCUGGAGUGUCUACGCAAUCAGUGCUUCGACCUGGCGCGCAAAUUAAGCGAAACAAAGCCGGCCGAGCGCUUCAGCCACAGUCAGGAGAUGCAACAGGACACUAUGCUGCAGCAGGACAUCUAUGGAGAAUGCAAUCAGCAGCAGAACUCAGAGGAACGCCGUGUCUUGGAGCGCAACUAUUCGGACAUGGUCAACCUUAUGAAGCUGGAGGAGCAGCUCAGCCCACGCUCGAAAUCUCUGUCCAGCUGUGCCAGGGAGUAUGAUGCUUACAGAGAUGAGGACACCACAUCAAUCACUUCGGACCGCUCCGAGGACGGCUUCGACAUGACCAAGGGCAACCUGUCGCUGCUGGAGAAGGCCAUAGCAUUGGAAUCUGAGCGGGCCAAGGCUAUGAGGGACAAGAUGGCAUCAGAGGCAGCCAGGAGAGAUAGAUUGCAACUGCAUGAAGAGAACCACGGACUGAGGCUCAGCUGUGCAGAGGAACGUAAAGCCAGACUGCAUCAUGAUGGCCUCAAGAAGCCCUACUACCAUAAAGAUUCCUCAAGGUCAGAGAAGAAAGAGAGUCGAUGCCCAACGCCGGGUUGUGAUGGAACAGGUCAUGUGACUGGGUUGUAUCCUCACCAUCGAAGCCUGUCUGGAUGCCCACAUAAAGACAGAGUUCCUCCAGAAAUUCUUGCAAUGUAUGAAAAUGUUCUUAAGUGUCCUACACCUGGCUGCACAGGGCGUGGCCAUGUCAAUAGCAACAGGAACUCACAUCGAAGUCUCUCGGGAUGCCCGAUUGCAGCCGCUGAGAAACUGGCCAAAGCUCAUGAGAAACACCAAGCCUGCAAUGGAACUAAGUCCAACCAGGCAUCGGACCGAGUCCUGAGGCCCAUGUGCUUUGUAAAGCAGUUGGAGAUCCCGCAAUAUGGCUAUAAGAACAAUGUCCCCACCACCACACCACGCUCCAACCUGGCCAAAGAGCUGGAGAAAUACUCCAAGACCAGCUUCGACUACAACGGCUACGACAACCAGAAUGUGUACGGCAAACGUGCCAUCGCUCCGAAAGUCCAGGGGCGUGACACAUCACCCAAGGGAUACGAUGCUAAGCGAUACUGUAAGAACUCCAGCUCAGCGAGCAGCACCACCAGUAGCUACGCUCCGAGCAGUAGCAGCAGCUUGAGCUGUGGAGGAGCUGCAGGAGCAGGAGGAGGAGGAGCAGGAGGAGGAGGAAGCAGCGCCAGCAGCACCUGUAGCAAAAGCAGCUUUGACUACACGCAUGACAUGGAGGCCGCCCACAUGGCUGCUACAGCCAUCCUCAACCUGUCCACACGAUGCAGAGAGAUGCCUCAGAGCCUGAGCGGCAAGCCACAGGAGCUCUGCGCACGGUCAGAUGAUCUCGAUCCCUUCCAGGACAUUUUAGAGGACACUGCGUAUGCCACCGACGUCGCCAUCCCGAGUCCCAAGCCAAAAUUCGCCCCUUGCAAAGAGAGCAAAAAGGACCUGAUAACUCUUUCAGGUUGUCCUUUAGCAGAUAAAAGCAUUCGGAGUAUGAUGGCUACCAAUUCACAAGAACUCAAGUGCCCGACUCCGGGCUGCGAUGGCUCGGGACAUAUCACUGGAAAUUACGCCUCCCACAGAAGUUUGUCAGGAUGUCCACGGGCUCGCAAGAGUGGCAUAAAGAUUACCCACAGCAAAGAGGACAAAGAGGACCAGGAACCGAUCAGGUGUCCUGUACCCGGUUGUGAUGGACAGGGUCACGUGACGGGAAAGUACGCAUCUCACCGCAGUGCAUCAGGUUGCCCCCUGGCUGCCAAGCGGCAGAAGGACUGUUACAUGAAUGGCACACAGUUCACGUGGAAGACUGGGAAGACAGACGGCAUGUCCUGUCCUACUCCAGGCUGUGACGGCUCAGGUCAUGUCAGCGGCAGCUUUUUAACCCAUCGAAGUCUGUCAGGUUGUCCACGCGCUUCAUCUGCUAUGAAGAAGGCCAGACUGUCAGGAGUGGAGAUGCUUACAAUAAAACGGCCCAGUAAUGGUUUACACAGUGACGAGGACAUUAAACAGCUGGAUGAAGAAAUCAAAGAUUUAAGUGAAUCCAAUUCACAGGUGGAGGCGGAUAUGAUCAAACUUAGAACACAGAUUACAACCAUGGAGACUAAUCUGAAGUCGAUAGAGGAAGAAAACAAGGUGAUUGAACAGCAAAAUGAAUCUCUCCUGCAUGAGCUGGCCAACCUCAGCCAGUCACUGAUUAACAGUUUAGCUAAUAUCCAGCUCCCUCAUAUGAAACCGCCGCUACACAAAGAACCUCCGAUUAGAAAUAACAGCUGUUUACAGUUGCAUCAGCGAGAUCCAAUAAACGAACAGAACUUCGACGCGUACGUAACGACUCUGACGGAUAUGUACACAAAUCAAGAGCAGUACCAGAGUCCAGAGAACAAAGCGCUACUGGAGAAUAUAAAACAAGCAGUACAAGGAAUACAAGUCUAGCCACUCAGCAAACCUCAGAGCAAAGGGGGAAAGAAGGGGACCAUUAGGACACAGGAGAUAUGGGAUCGAAAUUGCCUCAUGGUUUGCUGCUGUAAUUUAGCAGACAGUGUUAAAUAUUCACAUAUGUUCUUUAAAAAAAAAAAAAAAGUGUUAUGCUUACAAUUCAUGAUUUUUAAUUUCUC
Molecule: messenger RNA, 4140 nt
Organism: Neoarius graeffei (lesser salmon catfish)
Lineage: Eukaryota; Metazoa; Chordata; Actinopteri; Siluriformes; Ariidae
Gene: myt1lb
Product: myelin transcription factor 1-like, b
Exons: 22
Coding region: 305-3958 (1217 amino acids)
Biological process (GO): regulation of transcription by RNA polymerase II
Cellular component (GO): nucleus
Molecular function (GO): zinc ion binding; DNA-binding transcription factor activity, RNA polymerase II-specific; RNA polymerase II cis-regulatory region sequence-specific DNA binding
Source: RefSeq, a predicted model, not a curated record